Molecule: messenger RNA, 757 nt
Organism: Hyalella azteca
Lineage: Eukaryota; Metazoa; Arthropoda; Malacostraca; Amphipoda; Hyalellidae
Gene: Polr2D
Product: DNA-directed RNA polymerase II subunit Rpb4
Exons: 4
Coding region: 59-460 (133 amino acids)
Biological process (GO): transcription initiation at RNA polymerase II promoter; mRNA export from nucleus in response to heat stress; positive regulation of translational initiation
Cellular component (GO): RNA polymerase II, core complex; P-body
Molecular function (GO): nucleotide binding; translation initiation factor binding
Source: RefSeq, a predicted model, not a curated record
UUCUGCUAUCUAAAUCUAAAUAUCAACCAAUUUGCAGACAAUAUUGAGGCUUCACAAUAUGUCCAACCAAGAAGAAGAUGCCACUGACUUAAACUUUCCUAAAGAAUUUGAGAAUGCUGAGACGCUAUUGAUUUCUGAAGUGCACAAGCUGCUGCUCCACCGCAAAACUACCAAUGAGAGCGCUGAAGAAGAGCAAGAGUUGAAUGAGAGAUUCACCAAGACUCUGAACUAUUGCCAGAGAUUUUCAAAAUUCAAGAACAGGUCAACCAUCAAAGCUAUUCGUGAGAUGCUUGCAGGCAAGAAGCUGCACAAGUUUGAGCUGGCAGCUUUGGCGAAUUUAUGUCCUGAGACACCUGAAGAAGCCAAAGCUUUGAUACCCAGUCUUGAAGGACGAUUUGAAGACGAGGAGCUUCGGGUCUUCCUUGAAGACAUGGCUACCCAACGCAGCUUGCAGAGCUAACCCAGUGCCGUGUUAAAUUUUAUCUUAAUAGUUAACGUUCAGUCGUAAUAUUCUUAGAAUAGUCUUUGCGCGCUAUUGCCGUCUUUUCAUUUAUAAUUUGGUCAUGAUUUGAUUUGAUGAAAAAUUCCUAAUUUUGAAAUAGGUGUGUGGAAUUUGGUCAAUUAUACUUUAAUUACGAUUGCGGCUACAAAUUAGGGUUAGGGGCACUGCAUUAAAUGUGAAAGUUGUUUGUUAAAUUCCGUGAUUCAUUUUAUCAUAUAAAUGCUUUUGAUUAGAAAAAAAAUUCAAUCAGUGUUU